AUGGUUCUCAACAACAUUGCCCGGACUGCGCUUCGCCGCACCAUGGCCGCCCAGCCUGCCGUCCAGAGCUGGACUUCCCGUUCGGCAUUCAACGCAACGAGGACCUACGCCAGUAAGAGCGCCUCGCUGAAAGAGACAUUCGCCGCAAGCCUCCCGGAGAAGAUUGAGCAGAUCAAGAUGCUGAAGAAGGAGUACGGCAGCAAAGUCAUUGGUGAGGUCACCCUCGACCAGGUAUACGGUGGUGCCCGUGGCAUCAAGUCGCUCGUGUGGGAGGGCUCAGUUCUUGACUCUGAGGAGGGUAUCCGAUUCCGCGGCAAGACUAUCCCAGAAUGCCAGGAGCUUCUUCCAAAGGCACCAGGUGGCCAGGAGCCAUUGCCAGAGGGCCUUUUCUGGCUCCUCUUGACCGGCGAGAUCCCAACAGAGCAGCAGGUUCGCGACCUAUCCGCUGAGUGGGCUGCCCGCUCUGACGUUCCAUCGUUCGUCACCGAGCUCAUCGACCGCUGCCCAUCUGACCUCCACCCAAUGGCUCAGCUUUCCAUCGCUGUCAACGCGCUCGAGCACGAGUCUGCUUUCUCCAAGGCAUACGCCAAGGGUAUCAAAAAGACGGAAUACUGGGAGCACACAUUCGAAGACAGCAUGGACCUCAUCGCAAAGCUGCCCACCAUCGCUGCCCGUAUCUACCGCAACGUCUACAAGGAUGGCAAGGUUGCACCAAUCCAGAAGGACAAGGACUACGGUUACAAUUUGGCCAACCAGCUUGGUUUCGCUGAGAACAGCGACUUUGUUGAGCUCAUGCGCCUCUACCUGACCAUCCACUCUGACCACGAGGGUGGCAACGUCUCUGCCCACACCACUCACUUGGUCGGUUCGGCACUCUCCUCUCCAUUCCUCUCGCUCGCCGCUGGUCUCAACGGUCUCGCCGGUCCUCUCCACGGUCUCGCCAACCAGGAAGUGCUCAACUGGCUUCAGGAGAUGAAGAAGAGCGUUGGCUCGGACCUGUCUGAUGAGAACAUCAGCAAGUACCUCUGGGACACCCUCAAGGCCGGCCGCGUCGUGCCAGGUUACGGUCACGCCGUUCUCCGCAAGACCGACCCACGUUACGUAUCGCAGCGCGAGUUUGCCAUGAAGCACCUUCCAGACGACCCAAUGUUCAAGCUCGUCUCCCAGGUGUACAAGAUUGCCCCAGGUGUCCUCACGGAGCACGGCAAGACCAAGAACCCAUACCCCAACGUCGACGCACACUCCGGUGUCCUUCUCCAAUACUACGGCCUCACCGAGCAGAACUUCUACACCGUGCUCUUUGGUGUCAGCAGAGCCCUUGGUGUCCUUCCACAGCUCAUCAUCGACCGCGCUGUUGGUGCUCCAAUCGAGCGACCAAAGUCGUUCAGCACCGAGGCCUGGGCCAAGCUUGUCGGCGCCAAGUUGUGA
Molecule: messenger RNA, 1428 nt
Organism: Fulvia fulva
Lineage: Eukaryota; Fungi; Ascomycota; Dothideomycetes; Mycosphaerellales; Mycosphaerellaceae
Product: Citrate synthase, mitochondrial
Exons: 2
Coding region: 1-1428 (475 amino acids)
Biological process (GO): tricarboxylic acid cycle; citrate metabolic process; carbohydrate metabolic process
Cellular component (GO): mitochondrial matrix
Source: RefSeq, a predicted model, not a curated record